Alosa alosa (allis shad) is the source of this 6179-nucleotide messenger RNA. RefSeq names its product mitogen-activated protein kinase 8 interacting protein 2 (gene mapk8ip2). Gene Ontology annotation, cellular component: cytoplasm. The transcript has 11 exons. Lineage: Eukaryota; Metazoa; Chordata; Actinopteri; Clupeiformes; Clupeidae. Gene Ontology annotation, molecular function: protein binding. The record is from RefSeq and is a predicted model, not a curated record. Gene Ontology annotation, biological process: regulation of JNK cascade. The coding region runs from base 1 to 2397 and encodes 798 amino acids.
AUGAACACGGCGCUACGGCGAUGGACGGGACGCAACAGCGACGACCUGAGCUCGCCCGGCUCAGACUCGGACGUGGAGGGCGAGCUGGAGGCAGCGUUCGCCUGUGGCGGGCCGGUGGUCAGUCACAUGAUCUCGUCCAUCUCCGAGACGGAGCUGGACUUCAGCAGCGACUCAAGCAGCGGGCGCUCCUCGCACCUCACCAACUCCAUCGAGGAGGCCAGCUCCCCGACCUCCGACCCUGAGCUCGACCCCGAGCUCGACCCCGAGCUCGACCCCGAGCAGGACAGCGGCAUCGUGGGCCUGAAGGCCUCCCUGCUCCUGGGCCAGCCUGACCCCAUCAAGCGCGAGGCGGAGGACAACGACGCCCUGGACGAUGGCCAGACGCUCAUGGGCCUGCAGAGCGUGGACGAUGUGGACGCGGAGGAGGAGGAGGACGGCUACGAGCACCAGGCGGACCCGGACGAGACGCUGCCCCCCGCCCCGCCGUGCGAGGACCGCGGCCGGGAGCAGCUCCUGCUGCGGGUGGAGCCGGACCACGGGCUGGAGAGCUUCAAGCGCUCCUUCUACCUGCCCGUGGGGCCGCGCCUCAUGCCCUGCGCCGACGACUACGACCCCACCAGCGAGGGCGAGUCCGAGUCCGAGUCCGAGGACGAGCUGAGUGAGAACUCCGACUCGCCCUGGCUGCUCAGCAACCUGGUCAACAAGAUGAUCUCCGAGGGCUCCUACCCCAUCAGCUGCCCCGAGGAGUGCCUCAAGCGGUCAGCCUCCAUCUCCGACACCAUCUCGCCCUCCACUCCUGCCGAGCUGGACACCGACGGCUUCGGCGAGCCCGACCUGCACAAGGUGGCGGGCGAGGGAGUCGGAGCCAUCCAGCGGGGCGGGGAUGAUGGACAGAGGAGCAACCCCACGUGCGACACUAUCACGCCGGUCAUCCUGGAGCGGUACGACCGCCUGACCCCACCGUCCACCCUCAGCCCCGAGCCCAGCAGCCUCAGCACCUCCACUGCUAGCUCCGCCAAGAACCAGGAGAAGAACAGCGCCCCACGAGGGAGGCGACGGGAGGAGCAGGAGGAAGAGGAAGAAGACCAAAGUAGCCCGCGUCUGCGCCCCGGCUCCGCCUCCCUGCAGCGGCUGGCCGAGGUGAAAAGCAGCCUGACCCUUGACCUCCCCACGGCCGCCACCAACCGCCUCUUCAGCCUCAGCUACUCCACCGAGGAGGAGGAGGAGGAGCACGAGCUGGACGAGGAGGACCCCUCGCCCUUCCUGGAGCCGCUCCCGCGCGUGCCGUCCCCCUACGAACACUCCGAGCCCUACCUGGACAGCUCGCCGCCCAUCGACGAGAGCGUGCGGCCGCUGCCCGUGCCCCUGCGGCCGCCGCUGGACGACUCGCUCGCCGACUCGCUGGCGUACGACAGCAUGAAGUACACGCUGGUGGUGGAUGAGAACACCACGCUGGAGCUGGUCAGUCUCAAGCGCUGCACCUCCCUGCUCAGCGACCGCAGCGACAGUGAGGACGACGAGGACGACGAGGACCAGCAGCCGCUUGCUGGACGGCAGGACUACGGUGGCCUGCGAGGGACAGCACUCAUACGUGGCUCAGGGGGGAGGCCAGAUCUCCUUUUCUCUAAGAAGUUCCUCAACGUGUUCGUCAACAGCACGUCACGCUCCUCUAGCACAGAGUCGUUUGGCCUGUUCUCCUGCACAAUAAAUGGAGAGGAGAGGGAGCAGACACAUCGUGCUGUGUUCAGGUUCAUCCCGCGACACACAGACGAGCUGGAGCUGGACGUGGAUGACCCGCUGUUCGUGGAGGAGGAGGAGGACGACUACUGGUACCACGGCUACAACAUGCGCACUGGUUCCAGGGGCAUCUUCCCCGCGUACUACGCCCACGAGGUUGUAGGUCAGAGCAAGGACUCUCUGGCAGUGAAAAGGAACCCUGCCUGGAUUGAAACCUUCAGCGUGCAGUUCCUGGGCUCCGUGGAGGUCCCCUAUCACCAGGGCAACGGCAUCCUGUGUGCCGCCAUGCAGAAGAUUGCCAGGUCCCGUAAGCGGACGGUGCACGUGCGUCCCCCCUCUGUGUGUGAGCUGGAGAUUAGCCUGCAGGGCAUCAAACUCAUCAUGAGCCUGGAGGACGAGUACGACCUGUCUGAAGAGUUUGACAGGUGUAGUCACUUCUUCCAGAUGAAGAACAUCUCCUUCUGUGGCUGCCACCCCAAGAACAACUGCUACUUUGGCUUCAUCACCAAACACCCCAUGCUGAAUCGCUUUGCCUGUCACGUGUUCGUUUCCCAGGAGUCCAUGCGGGGCGUAGCAGAGUGUGUGGGGCGAGCAUUCCAGGAAUACUACCAGGAACACCUGGAGUACGCCUGUCCCACCGAGGAUAUCUACCUGGAGUAGGUCACCAUAGCAACGGCCAUCCUCCUCCCACUUGCGUGUGUUUCUAGCAGCUGACCACCAGGGGGAGCUGGUAGCUUUUUUCUCUCGUGUAACAUAGGCCUCUGUCCUGCUCUCCCCCAACCUGGCUCCACCGCCAGACUCUCUCUUAGUGCAUCACCUAUUUACUCCCAAUCCAGUGGUUGGUUUGUUUAUUUAUGUAUUUAUUUAUGUAUUUAUUUAUUUAUUUGUUGGUUUGUUUAGAACCUUCUUUGGGAUGGAUUGCCUGUUACUUUUGUGUUCUUUUUCUAUGAUGGAGCUGAAGCCCAAUGCAAUGUUUGGUUCACUCUCAGCGGUGGACUUUUCCCACUCCUCAGAGAAAGAAAAAAAAUAUGACAAACAAAAAAACAAACAAACAAAAGAAGGAAAAAAAAUAAUGAUGUGAUGCGGGGAGACUCGUACACCUUUAGAUGCAUGGCUUUGGAGGGUUAUGCUCACAGACACCCCCACAUACCUGACGCAGCUGACAGAAGCAGAGAAGGGUGUGAGUGGUCGCCACUGACUGAGCUGGAGUGUGUGUGUGUGUGUGUGUGUGUGUGUGUGUGUGUGUGUGUUUUGUGACACCCUGUUCUGUAUACAUGGGUGAGCUGGAGUGUGUGUGUGGGAGUGGAGAGUUGCUUUCCACAGAUAUUCUAAUGGAACACAGAACAGUCAUGAGACUUAGGAACUUCUAAUUGCUAAGAAGUGAAGGACAGAGAGAGAGAGAGAGAAAGGGAGAGAGACUAGAAUAGAGAGAGAGAGAGGACAGAGAGUGGGAUAGAGAGAGAGAGAGAGAUAGAAUCUAUAUGAAUACACCUGCAAAUAUCCAGCAGUUCCGCAGCCUCUCCUAUCCUAAAAACAGAACGUACAUCCACCCAGUGGCACUGUGGAUGGUCACAUCACUAACGUUUAGGGGUUUUAGGAGUUCAGCCAGUGAGAGCAGCCUGACAUGAACUAGUCCCCAUACAUACAGUACAUUACCACAUGUAGAAUAUAUCAAUCUGUUGAUUCUAGAAUAAUGGUAGACCCAGAGUUCUCUGGUGGAAGUGUGUGAUAGAGUCUAAUGUGUAGUUGAGCUGAAAAGGCAGGAGAGCUCCUUAGCUCAGAUGGAGGUUACAAACAUGGAGCUCUUUUCCCCCUCAAAGUAGUUCCAAGCCUGGGUUAGAAAAAGUGACAUUUAUGUGUGUGUGUGUGUGUGUGUGUGUGUGUGUGUGUGUGUGUGUGUGUGUGUGUGUGUGUGUGUGUGUGUGUGUGUGUGUGUGUGUGUGUGUGAAUACUGCAGGACAGACUGAAGUAGUGUGAAUACUCUGGGAGAGACUGAAGUAGAUCUUUUGUAUGGUGGCGUCUCCAGUUGUAGAAAGCUUGCAUGUGACUGACUGACUUAUGGAGGAAUGCCAAGACUAUUUUCCAAUACCAAUGACCCUACCUGUGUACAGUAUCCCAUCACACAGCCAAAGUCACAGUCUGGCAAACUACAUCAGGGGCCCAUGGCUGAAUGGCUUCUACAGGUAGGCUGCACCACCAGGUCUGGCACGCAAGGAGACUGGUGGUUUUACUUUAGGACACUGGUCAGUGAUGAGUUGUGUGUGUUGUACAUGAAUCAAGCAGCAUAGGACAAUGCUAGUGCUCCUCAGAUUUUUACCAUAAAUCUCAAGUUGAAUACACACUGCUGAUUGCAGGCUGUGUGUGUGUGUGUGUGUGUGUGUGUGUGUGUGUGUGUGUGCGUGCGUGCGUGCGUGCGUGUGUGUGUGUUUUAACCUGAUCAGUGAUUUUCACUGUCAUUCGUCAUCAUUGAUGGGUUUUCCAUGGGAGUCAUAGUUAAUUACUGACCUUGAAAUUACCUUGCUGGGACUUUGCUAUGGCCGUGCUAUGACCAUGCCAUGACCUUGUCGUGACCUUGCUUGGAGUCUAAGUGAGGAGGGUGAUGGUGUGAGAGGAGGAACAGAAGCAACAGCAGCCCAGUCAGCCUGACCUCAUCUGAAUGUCCACCGACAUCGGUCAUGUCAAUCAACAAUCAUGGUGUACACUGGGACAUGGAUUUUUAAAGAGUAUGUCCUUGCAGUUGUGUGACCCGUGUGGUAAGACAGCUCUCCUCAGGACAGUUAUGUUUGGACUCUGUCACCUGGCUGGACUUGAAGAAGGGGUUCCGAUAUCAGAGAGGAGGAGGACGAGGAGGAGGAAGAGGAGACGCUGAGUUCCUCUCUGGGUAUUGGACCCGACCAUUCUACUCUGUUCCGUUUGGACUUGAGUUUGCGGGCGUGUUUGAAAAGUGCUACUUAACCCUGCGGUUCUCCAUCAGCUAUUAGACUGACUUUGGUUCCUAUACGACAGCGCCAUUUUACUACUACUACUUGCCUGCACUGUAGCCAUGGAAAGAGCUGGCGUAGCCUAACUAGCCUGGCUUCUGUCCCUCAGAUACCCUUCAGUAAACUCGACGAUACCUAACGCUGUAACCUGUAGGAUCCACAUACACUAGGCCUUCACUACAGACGCUUUUCUACCAGCCCAGACCUCACCGAGGCCAAAUCGUUCGACAUGCCGCGCUGUCCUGCCUCCCGCCUCCCUCCUUCCGCCCACCCGCCUGUCCGUCAUCUGUUACCAUGGUUACCUGUUCAUCUGUGACAAUGAUCUUCACUGGGUGGGGGGAGGGAGGGGGAGGGGUUAAGGACAUCAUUGUGAUUCUGAUUGGUUAGAUGCUGUAAAUAAUCUAGAAUCCAGAUUGCCAUGCAGUGUGCUUUCCGUUAAGUAUGUUAUUGAAAUAUAAAUGUAAAUUUAAAAAUAUUAAUAAUAAUAAUAUGAAUAAUGAUAAUUACAAUAAUAACCUGAGAAACAUCCACAACCAAAUGUCAUCCAUAAUGAGGGUGAGCCCACUGUAAAUGCUUCUUGAUUUCUAAUCUCUGUCAAUGUUACUUGGUUGCUUUUCAUGGCUUUACAUGCUGUCUUAUGUCUGUCAAACUGUGAUCUAGGACAAUGAGAGACUGGACCCCUACAGGUCAUAAUAACAUACCACACCCAUUGACAUUACACUACAAUACAUAGGGACACACAUACAAACACAAAAACACAUAUCUGCACACAUAUACACACACACACACACACACACACACACACAUAUCUGCACACAUACACACACACACACACACACACACACCAGUCAUUGGUCAGUGCAGUACUUAACACAUUAGACUUGGCUAAAAAUUCUGAAAUUCCAUUUAUAUUCCAAACCAGAACUGACUGUUUUAUCUCUAUCUCUCUCUCUCUCACACACACACAUACACAUACAUACACACACACACACACACACACACACACACAUGAAGCCACGUUUUGCUUAGUUUGAGUUCUGUCCCCCAUGCCAACUCCUGGCCUGCACGAGACGAGCUGGCUGUCCACUCCACUCUGCCCGUGCCCCACGCCACACCCUGUGCUCCGAGCGCCGGCCGGCACUGAGAGUGGCCCCAGCGGAGCCUCUUAGCUUGUAGAGCGCCACCAUUACAGGUACAUGUUCAUACACACCCCUCUCACACACACACACACACACACACAAAGCCAAACAGACACACAUGCAUACAGUACACACUCCAAGACGUAUCCUGUUCUUGGGACAUACAGGGAAAUGCAAUCCUACACUGUAUAACUAGAACAAAUCAGUAUGUAACAAAUGAACUAUCUGUUAUCUUAAAAAAAAGAACCUGUAAAAAAUAACAAAAAAAUUCACUGCCUUGUCAUGGAUUUGGUCUUAUGAAUAAAAUAUAUGCUUGAUGUCA